GCGAGCGAGUUGCAUGACGAGCUGGAAGCAUCUACGGCCUUUACGUCGACGGUGGCUAUCUCCGUAUGGACCAACAUUUCGCCGACUAUGUACAUGAAUGGUGGCUGUCGCAACCGAGGGCGGGCGCGCAUGAUUUUCCUCUUUCGCGAAUACAAUAUAGCUCAUGUUUAGGCCGCUUGAGUUGGUCCAGACGCGUGUACAUAUCCAAUGUCUCGCCUGCCGCUUUUGUCUCGCAUCAUACGAAAGCUAUUCAGUGAAUCGCGAAACUACCAUAUUUUGGGGAAACUUCAGCCUCGUUGGCAAACGCCACACUUUGCUAGGACUCUCAAGAUGAGCUCAAUAGGUGGUGCAAGUAUUGGCGUAGGUCUUUACGCUGUGGUAAGCAAUCCAGUACAGAUCGCUGCGAAACCCGAGGAAGCAGAUGAAAAGAGACAUCACCUGAAAAACGGGAAGGGGUUUACGAACCCGUGGGAUAGCUAUGUUGAAUCAAGUCCUUGGGAGUUGCUCAUCAAGGGCAUGCUUUGGCGCAAAAUUACCGGUCAAGCCAACAGUCCAGACACCUCGCCACCGACAGUCAGUAAUAUCACUGUACGAACUAUCCCAGUCCACAAACCGACUUUCCUUCCAUCCCGGGAGACGCCAAGACUUCGUGCAACAUGGCUUGGGCAUGCAUGUUACCAUGUUGAGUUCCCGAGCGGCUUUCGCGUCCUCUUCCCCGUCUUUGAAGAUUGCUGCGCACCCUUCACUAUCAAGAGCCUAAAACGCUACACGCCCCCUCCAUGUGAGAUCGAAGACUUACCAAUUGUCGACGCAGUAGUCAUAAGCCACAACCACUACGAUCACUUAAGUUACCCAACAAUCCAGCGCUUGAAAAAGAAAUUCCCCGAGGCGCACUUCUUUGCGCCCCUGGGAAACAAGGAGUGGUUUGAGAAGAGCGGGGUUACAAAAGUCACAGAAUUAGAUUGGUGGGAGAGUAGAGAUGUCAAGUUGGAGGAAUUGUCGCAAAAGGGGGGCAGGGUUGGCUCUGUCUCUGUGAGUUCGGUGGACGCGGGCAAGAAUAGUGGUAUUACAGCGACAAUUGGUGCGCUGCCUUGUCAGCACAUUAGUGCAAGGACGCCGUUCGACAAGGCCAAGACCCUCUGGGCAAGCUGGAGUGUGGAAUCUGGCGGCGCGAAGGUCUACUUUGCUGGUGAUACAGGUUAUCGCACGGUCCCGUCUAGCAUUCCAGCCACCGAAGACGACUACUCGGCUGCGUAUUCGCACUUACCCACCUGCCCGGCCUUCUCCCAGAUUGGCCAACAUCGCGGCCCCUUCGAUCUCGGUCUAAUUCCCAUUGGUGCCUACGAACCUCGUUGGAUGUUCAGUAACGUGCAUGCUAGCCCCAAAGACGCUGUCAAUAUCUUCGCGGAUACAAAAUGCAAGAGAGCGCUAGGUAUGCAUUGGGGUACGUGGGUGUUGACUGAGGAGGAGGUCAUGGCACCGCCGAAGGAGUUGCAAGAGGCUUGUGGAAGGGCAUUAAGGCGGGCAAAGAAGGCUUUGGGGUUUGCGACAUCGGGGAGAGUACUGAGUUCGAGUCCGGACAAGCUACAAGGAAGUAAAUGUGAAAGCGGUCGACGCGAUCGAGUUGUGAGAUACCCAAGUGCGUAGUUGGAAACACAAGGCUUUGGUUCAGCUGGGUAUGUGAGCAGGCACGCAAUGUAU
Alternaria rosae is the source of this 1701-nucleotide messenger RNA. RefSeq names its product beta-lactamase superfamily domain-containing protein. The record is from RefSeq and is a predicted model, not a curated record. NCBI's taxonomy places the organism in Eukaryota, Fungi, Ascomycota, Dothideomycetes, Pleosporales, Pleosporaceae. The transcript has 4 exons. Bases 208 to 1647 code for a protein of 479 amino acids. Gene Ontology annotation, biological process: N-acylethanolamine metabolic process; N-acylphosphatidylethanolamine metabolic process. Gene Ontology annotation, molecular function: N-acylphosphatidylethanolamine-specific phospholipase D activity. Gene Ontology annotation, cellular component: membrane-bounded organelle; cytoplasm.